This is a messenger RNA of Epinephelus moara (kelp grouper), 1871 nucleotides long. RefSeq names its product tetratricopeptide repeat protein 9A. Lineage: Eukaryota; Metazoa; Chordata; Actinopteri; Perciformes; Serranidae. The record is from RefSeq and is a predicted model, not a curated record. Bases 175 to 927 code for a protein of 250 amino acids. The transcript has 3 exons. Gene Ontology annotation, molecular function: protein binding.
ACGGAGGAGCGCGCAUCGCAUCGCGCAGGGUUGCGCACAGAGAAGACGUAGCUGCGACACUGGUGAGGCGAAGACGCGUCUACACGGCCGAGAGGAUGCACUGAAGGAGCCUUUAAAUUCCCAGCUAAUUUACAGCCGGGCGACAGAGCAGCUGUAAUAACAUAAUAUACAAAUAUGAGCGUGAUCCAGGCCGGGCAUGACGGCAGGGGGGACGGCAGCGGCAGAGGCAGCCACAGCGACAACGGCGGCGGCUCCCCGAGGCUCCAGCAGUGCGCUCAGCCUCCCAACAGCAGCAGCAGCAGCAGCAGCCGGACCAAAGAUGCCAGAUACCAGCAGCAGCUCCAGCAGCAGAGGCAUCAUGGUGGGUCGAUGCUCAAACAGCCAUCACUCAACGAGCCAGCCGACGUCGUGAGACGGGCGCUGGACUUCAAGUGCCAGGGCACCCAGUGCUACAAGGAUAAGAAGUACCGAGAGGCGAUUGGCAAGUAUCACCGCGCUCUGCUGGAGAUAAAGGGGCUGUGCAGGGUGCUGGGGGAUCCGGACACCAGCUCCAAGCCCCCGUCCACCCUCCUGCCGACCAUCAGCAAGUCCACCCGGCUGACAGAUGAGCAGAAGGGGGCCAUGGAGAAUGCAGAGCUGGAGUGUUACAACAGCUUGGCCGCCUGCUUGUUGCAAAUGGAGCUGGUGAACUAUGAACGAGUGAAGGAAUACUGUCUCAAAGUGCUUCACAAGGAAGGGAAGAACUUCAAGGCUCUGUACCGAUCCGGCGUGGCAUAUUACCAUCUAGGAGACUUCCAGAAGGCCCUGUACUACCUGAAGGAGUCACACAAACAGGAACCAUCAGACACCAAUGUCAUCCGCUACAUCCAGCUGACAGAGAUGAAGAUUCGCCGAAAUGCCCAAAGGGAAAAGAAAGAGGCGACAUAAGCGCUGGCUGUCUGACGACUUCUCACCAGUCAUAAAUUUCCAGCCCUGCUGUGUGCCACCCAGACCUUACACACCAUGAGUCAGAGGUCCUGGUGUGAAGAGAUAUUUGUUUGCUUUUGCCUUGCACAGCAUCCGGUUGCCAGUUACGUGAUUGAACUUCAUCGUUGUGUGCUUGAAGCAUUUCUUUUUUUAAUUUUAAAUCGUACCAGAUACUGAGUUUCUGUCUCCAGGCCACCAAAUUUAUCUAGUAUGAAUCCAUCCCAAGUAUUUUUUAACCAUUACAAACUGAUGCACUGCCAGUCCAAACAUUGCACAUACAGGCCAACACUUGUGAUAGAGACAGGAGCAACAAGUUCCAUAGAGUGAGUCCAGCAUGUCUGCAGGCGAGUGUAACUGUAAAUUAGCACGUGCCCUCGCACAAGAUGUCUCUUGAAUGGCAUGGAGUGAAUGAGUAACAGCCACCUACACUCCUAUCACCAUACUUUGAUUUCGAAAGUACAACAAAAGACACUUUUUUUAUACUCACGAUGAUAUCUGAGAUAAUGGUGCUUUCAUCUUUAACUCAAAUGAUCAAGGACAUCAAGAGCACAUGGUUGCUAAUUGCAGUUUGAACUUAAGAGACAUAUCACAAAAUGUAAAUAGGCUACUUUAUAUAAAUCAUGACAAAUAUAACAGAGAGACAAGCUAUUUGUGUUUAUUGAUGCCAAAACAAAGCACUUCAUUCACAGCAUUUACUGUAUCAACAAAUACUGUAUGUUUACUGUAAAGGUAUGCGUGUAAUAAAUGUGUCAAUUGAUUGAAGUACUUUUUUUGUUGUGCUGCAGCCGUGAAUUUCUCUUAAAUUUUUUUAAAUUAAAUUUUCCUUCUAUGUACCUCUUAAGCUAAAAUAGAUCUAUGGAAAAAUGCUGAUGAAAGCACAUGUGUAAAUAAAUAAGUGAAACAAG